GGAGAGCUAAAGCCUCUGCUGCAUUAAACUUGUUUGGCUACAUUGAGGCUGCAGCAGUGGUCACGCAUUAUGCUGAAAUCUGCUGAUUUUACAAAAGGGGGAAGAGGGACAAGAUUGUUUUGAGUCCAGAUGCUGUCAAACACCAGCAACUAAUGGAAGAAAUGGCAUAAUGAACAGGCCAGUAUGUGAAAGCAGUUUAUGAAGAAAUAGCUAAAUACAGUGGUUUGUCCUGUCUGAUCAUCUGAUGCUAAAACUCAGUCAGCUCCUGUUGUUUGCACCAAGAAGCUUUAAUAUAAGGCUGGACAUCACACAGGAGGAUACCAUUAUCCUCAACCAUUGAUCCUAGGACCCCAGAGCAGAUGUUAAGAAGUGGCUGCUAGCAGACCAGAGAGCUAAGACAGGGCAGACGUUGGCUCCAACAUUGUCUCAGCUUCCUGUAAAAAGAAGGAAAAGGAAAACGGAAACAUCUUUCACAUUCUCACUCUCUCUCCACAAAAUGGACCAAAAUCAAUUACAGAAGAAAAUGGUGUGAUGUCAGUUAAAGUUGCAGAAAGAAACCAAGAUCUCUGUACUUGCCAAGUACUGUUGUUGCUAAUCUAUUGCUGAAAUUGAGACAAGCAAGCACUCUGAACAACUGAGAGCAGGAGGUUUGACAAGGAAUCUGGAUAAGGAGCAGUCAGUCAGAAGCACAGUCACAUUUUGGAGAUAAGGGAUGGAGUGAACAGUGAUAGGGGUUUCAUAAGUUUGGGCUUUCUGGAGUACAUUUAAAGAGAAAGAGACGACGACACUCAAACAGAGAAGAUAAAAAAAUAAUUUGUUUAAUUUAUAAAUUCAAUGUCUGCUUCAUGUUGUUAGCAGGAAAAGAUCACAUGAAAAAAGAGGAUGGAGACCAAGGAUAAGAUCAGGUUGGCCAGGGUGACCGUGCUCCAUGACUGCCUGGGCUGCAAGACAUUCGAGGUGCCUCCUUCUGCGACUGUCAGACACAUAAAGGCAUUAAUUCAUUCAGAAACUGGGUUUCCUGUCGCUGAGCAGGAGUUGUGGCACAUUGGGAGAGAGUUAUCUGAUUGUACUAAGUUUGGGGACUGUCUGAAUUCUGAAAAUCAUAUUUUCUUAAACCUUCAGUCAAAAGGCCUGAAAGGAGGAGGCCGUUUUGGUCAAACAACUCCACCGCUUGUUGAUUUUCUUAAAGACAUUUUAAGAAGAUAUCCAGAAGGAGGACAAAUUCUUAAGGAACUGAUCCAGAAUGCAGAAGAUGCUGGUGCCACAGAGGUUAGGUUUUUGUAUGAUGAGACUCAAUAUGGAACAGAAUCUCUCUGGUCGAAGGACAUGGCACAAUACCAGGGGCCAGCACUUUAUGUAUACAACAAUGCAGUUUUUACCCUUGAGGACUGGCAUGGCAUACAGGAAAUAGCAAGAAGCAAGAAAAAAGAUGAUCCCCUGAAAGUUGGAAGAUUUGGAAUUGGGUUCAAUUCAGUAUAUCAUAUAACAGAUGUCCCUAGUAUCUUCAGUGGUGACCAGAUUGGAAUGUUGGAUCCCCAUCAAACACUUUUUGGACCCCAUGAAUCAGGCCAGUGUUGGAACCUAAAGGAUGACAGCAAAGAAAUUAUUGAAUUUACAGACCAGUUUGCACCAUUCAUUGGUGUAUUUGGUAGCACUAAGGAAACCUUCAAGAAUGGAAACUUUCCUGGUACAUUUUUUCGUUUCCCUCUUCGUCUACAGCCUUCCCAACUGAGUAGCAAUCUGUACAACAAACAAAAAGUUCUGGAACUGUUUGAAUCCUUUCGAACAGAUGCAGAUACAGUGCUGCUGUUCCUGAAAAGUGUGCAAGAUGUUUCCUUACAUGUUAGGGAGGCUGAUGGAAUUGAGAGACUGGUUUUUAGAGUAACUGCUAGUGAGAACAAGGCCUUGAAACAUGAACGACCCAAUUCCAUCAAGAUUCUAGGAACUGCAAUAAGUCAAUAUUGUAAAGGGGUUCCAAGCAACAGCGUAACAUGUGUGACAUAUCACGUAAAUAUAGUCUUAGAAGAUGAGAGUGUGAAGGAUGCACAAAAAACAUCUUGGUUAGUAUGUAACAGUGUGGGAGGUCGAGGAAUAUGCAAUGAACUAGAUUGUUUGGCUGAUGACUUGAAGUUUGUCCCUACUAUUGGAAUAGCUAUGUCUUUAUCAAGUAAUGGGGAAGAAAAAGGAGCUGUAGCAGAGUUUUCAGGAAGAGCAUUUUGUUUUCUUCCUUUACCUCCUGGUGAGGAAAGCAAGACUGGUCUCCCAGUUCAUGUUAGUGGUUUCUUUGGCUUGACUGACAAUAGGAGGAGUAUCAAAUGGCGAGAGUUGGAUCAGUGGCGAGAUCCAGCAGCUUUAUGGAAUGACCUCCUUGUAGUGAAUGUUGUCCCAAAAGCAUAUGCCACUCUCAUUUUGGAGGCUAUCAAGCGAAUGGAGACUGAGAAGAACUCAGAUUUUCCUUUGUCAGCUGAAAGAAUUUAUGGACUAUGGCCUGAAAAGAACAAAAUCAGGGUACACUGGAAACCAAUCAUAGAACCUCUGUUUAAAGAGUUGCUCCAGAAUGCAGUUAUUUAUUCUGCUAGUAGUGACUGGAUAAAGGUGGAGCAAGUGUGCUUCUCAGACAUGGAUGACAGCUUGGAGUACACACAAACUGUCCUCAACUACCUCCAGAGCUCAGGGAACCAGAUUGCUAAGGUACCAGCAAAUAUUGCUAGUGCAGUUCAUCUUACUGUAUCUAGCUCUAAAACUGUGAAAAAAGUGACUCCUGCUGUAGUGCGGCAGGUGUUGAGAAAAUCUGGACACACUGGCCCUGCUGAUGAAAAGCUUCAUCUCUUGGAAUUCGUGCUUACUGAUGGAGUCUACAGUGACCUUAUUGGAUUGGAGCUUCUCUCAUUACAAAAUGGAAUUUUUAUUCCAUUUUCCUCAUCUGUGUCAGAUCAAGAUGUAGUUUACAUAACCUCAGAAGAUUACCCAAGGUCCCUCUUCCCAGGCCUUGAAGGAAGAUUACUUUCUGAUGACCUGAAGCCUCAAGUCCUAACUGCUUUGAAGGAAGCUGCCAAAAGCCGAGGAAGACCAUGCACUCAACUGCAGCUUCUGAACCCUGAACGAUUUGCCCGGCUUAUCAAAGAAGUUCUGAACACCUUGUGGCCUGGCAGAGAUAUGGUGGUACAAUGGUAUCCAGGUUCAGAAGAUAAAAAUCACCCAUCUAUUCCAUGGCUUAAGAUGGUCUGGAAGAAUCUAUAUAUACACUUUUCUGAAGACUUGACUAUGUUUGAUGACAUGCCACUUAUCCCGAAGAUGCCGCUAGAGGAAGACCAGGUAUUAGUGGAACUUAUUAGACUUAGGACUCCACCUGCAAUUAUUUUAGAAGAUGAAUCUGAGACACAGCUUCCAGGAUUUUUAGCUGACAUCAUUCAAAAACUUGGUGGUGGUGUUGUACUUAAGAAGCUAGAUGCUUCUAUACAACAUCCACUUUUAAAAAAAUAUGUGCAUCCACCAUUACCAGGUGCUGUUUUGCAGAUAAUGGAGAAACUGUCAUGGCAAAAACUGUCCAGUCAAGUUUCAUCAUUACCUCCAGCACAUAAAGAUGCCCUUAGGGGAUUCUUAGCUAGUUUAACUGAUGUCAGUGAAAAAGAGAGAAGAAUUAUUCAGGAGCUACUGAUAUUUAAAAGAAUUGAACAAUCAUCUGAUGAAGGGGUCACUGUUUUUACUGGAUUAAAAGGUUGUAAAGUGUUGCAUCACACUGCCAAACUUCCACCUAGUCUGAGACUUUCUAUUCCAAUAAUUGACAGCAGUGAUGAAGCUACCAUUCGUUUAGCUAACUUAUUAAAAGUAGAACAGUUAAAGAGCACAGAUUGUCUAAAGUUUAUUAUACAAGAUAUUCAAAAUGACUUUUAUUCUUAUGAUGAAACAAUACAGAUUAUGCUCUGGGUUCUUGAAAAUCUCACUUUCCUCAAAAAUGAGAAUACAGAUGUGCUAGAUUGGCUGACAUCACUAAAAUUUAUUCAGAUUUCACAAGGAAAGAUAGUGUCAGCCAAUGAACUUUUUGAUCCUGAGGUAGAAGUACUGCAAAAUCUGUUUUAUGCUGAGGAGGAAAUCUGCUUCCCACCUAGUAUUUUUACAGCAUCUUCAGAUAUUCUUCAUUCUCUGAGACAAAUAGGUUUAAAAAAUGAAAGCGGUCUUGAAGAAAAAGACAUUAUGCGAGUGGCAAAUAAAAUUGAAAGUUUGCAAGGUGAUUCUCACACAAGCCAUGAUGUACUAUUAAGAAAAGCUAGAACUCUGUUAAUGAUUUUGAACAAAAAUCAUAUGUUGCUGCAGUCAGCUGAAGCAAAAUCAAUGCUGAAAAAAUUAAAAUGGAUUCCAGCAUGUAAGGAAAGACCUCCAAACUAUCCGGGAUCAUUGGUUUGGAAAGGAGACCUUUGUAAUUUUUGUUCACCACCAGAAAUGUGUAAUAUAGCUCAUGCAAUUUUAGUUGGUUCAUCAGUUCCCUUUGUGGAAAGUGUCCAUUUAAAUAUAGAAAAAGCACUUGGCAUCUCCACCAAACCUGGCAUAAAAGCAGUCUUAAAACACUUUAAAGUGGUGGUUGAUUGGCACAGUUCUAAAACCUUUAGUGAUGAAGACUAUUACCAAUUUCAGCAUAUCUUGCUUGAAAUUUAUGGAUUUAUGCAUGAUCACUUAGAAGAAGGUAAAGAUGCUUUUAAAGCCUUGAAAUUUCCCUGGGUCUGGACCGGUAAAACAUUUUGUUCCCUUACCCAGGCAGUAAUAAAGUCAGUACCUGAUCUUGAUCUCCAGCCUUAUCUGCAUAGUGUGCCAAAAACUAUGGCUAAAUUCCACCAAUUGUUUAAAAGUUGUGGAUCAGUUGGGCAGUUGACACCAGACCACGUUUCCAUGGUCAUUCAGAAAAUAUAUCUAAAGAGUGAGCAAUCUCUCAGUGAAGAGGAGAGUAAACAAAAUCUUCACAUUAUGCUGAAUAUUAUAAGAUGGCUAUACAGCAGUCAGAUUCCAGCAAGUCUGAAUACACCUGUGCCUAUAUAUUGUAGCAAAUGUCCUUUUAAGCUUGUAAUGAAACCAAUUCAUGAAUGUUGUUAUUGUGAUAUCAAAGUUGAUGACUUAAAUGAUUUGCUUGAAGAUUCUGUGGAACCAAUAAUUUUGGUGCAUGAAGACAUACCCAUGAAAACUGCAGAGUGGUUAAAUGUGCCAUGCCUCAGUACAAGAUUGAUUAAUCCAGAAAAUAUGGGAUUUGAGCAAUCUGGGCAAAGAGAACCUCUCACUGUAAGAAUUAAAAACAUUUUGGAGGAAUACCCUUCUGUUUCAGAUAUCUUUAAAGAGCUACUUCAAAAUGCCGACGAUGCCAAUGCAACAGAAUGUAAUUUCAUGAUUGACAUGAGAAGAAAUAUGAAUAUAAGAGAGAAUCUUUUGGAUCCAGGAAUGGCAGCAUGUCAUGGACCAGCUUUGUGGUCAUUCAACAAUUCUGAAUUUUCUGACUCAGAUUUUCUAAAUAUAACUCGAUUAGGUGAGUCUCUAAAAAGAGAAGAAGUUGAUAAAGUCGGGAAAUUUGGACUAGGGUUCAACUCUGUUUAUCACAUUACUGAUAUUCCUAUCUUUAUGAGUCGAGAAUUCAUGAUAAUGUUUGAUCCAAACAUUAACCAUCUCAGUAAACAUAUUAGAGAUAAAUCUAAUCCUGGGAUCAAGAUUAACUGGAGUAAGCAACAGAAAAGGCUGCGAAAAUUUCCUAACCAAUUCAAGCCAUUUAUAGGUGUGUUUGGUUGUCAGCUACCAUUGACUGUGGAGGCUCCUUACAGUUAUAAAGGAACACUUUUCAGACUUUCCUUUAGAACUCAGCAGGAGGCUAAAAUGAGUGAAGUCAGCAGUACUUGCUACAAUACAGCAGACAUUUACUCUCUUGUGGAUGAGUUUAGCAUUUGUGGUCAUAGACUGAUAAUAUUCACUCAGAGUGUAAAUUCAAUGGUUCUGAAAUAUUUGAAAGUUGAGGAAGCUGACCCUGGUGUAGCACAAGAUACAGUGACUAUUAAAAAAAGUCUGUGUUCCUCCAAAGCAUUGACUGCACCUGUUGUAAGUGUUUUAAAGGAAGCGGCUAAACUGAUGAAGACUUGCAGCAGCAGUAAUAGAAAGCUUCCCACUGAAACACCAAAGUCUUCAUGCAUCCUACAGAUAAUAGUAGAAGAAUUUCAUCAUGUAUUUAGACGGAUCGCUGAUUUACAGUCUCCACUUUUCAGAGGUCCAGAAGAUGAUCCAUCUUCUCUCUUCGAAAUGGCUAAAUCUGGACAGAUGAAAAGGGCAGCUGAAGAACUGCCACAAAAAACAGUAGAUUCUACAACUUGGCUCAUAUGUUCUUGCAUGGAUACUGGUGAUGCUUUAAAAUUUUCAUUACAUGAAAAUGGACGAAGACUAGGUCUUGUCCCCUGUGGUGGAGUAGGAGUACUGCUGUCUGAAACUCAGGACCAAAAGUGGAUUGUGAAACCUAAUUGCAAUAGCAUUGGGGAAGUAUUCUGCUAUUUACCUCUACGAAUAAAAACAGGUUUACCUGUUCACAUCAAUGGCUGUUUUGCUGUUACUUCAAAUCGAAAAGAGAUCUGGAAAACAGACACAAAAGGAAGAUGGAACACAUUAUUCAUGAGGCAUGUUAUUGUAAAAGCCUAUUUAGAAGCACUUCGUGUUUUACGUGACAUGACAGUCAAUGGCGAGCUAGCUGACUACAGUUACUAUGCAGUGUGGCCAGAUCCUGACUCAGUGCAUGAUGAUUUUUCUGUCAUAUGUCAAGGAUUUUAUGAAGAUAUAGCUCAUGCAAAAGGCAAAGAAGGGAUCAAAGUGUUCUCUGAUGGUUCAUCUUGGGUUUCCAUGAAGAAUGUGAGGUUUUUAGAUGAUUCAAUACUGAAACGUCCAGACAUUGGACCUGCAGCCUUUAAGAUCUUCCUCAAAUAUCUUAAAAAAACUGGAUCAAAAAAUCUUUGUGCUGUGGAGCUUCCAUCUUGGAUAAAGGCAGGGUUCGAAGAAGCAGGAUGUAAAUAUAUACUACUAGAGAACACUUUCUCUGAGAGACAGUUCUUUUCUGAAGUCUUUUUCCCGAACAUUCAGGAGAUUGAUGCAGAGCUGCGUGAUCCUUUGAUGCGUUAUGUUCUGAAUGAAAAGGUUGAGGAGUUCUCAGGAAUUCUUCGUGUUACUCCCUGUAUUCCUUGUUCUUUGGAUAAACAUUCUUUGGUUAUACCUUCAAGAUUGAUCCACCCUGAAGGAAGAGUUGCAAAGUUGUAUGAUGCUAAAGAUGGAAGAUUUCCUUAUGGCAGCAGUCAGGAUUACCUUAAUCCAGUUAUCUUGGUUAAACUUGUUCAGUUAGGUAUGGCUAAGGAUGACGUUCCAUGGGAAGACCUAAUAGAACGUGCAGAAUCAGUAGCCGCAAUUAAUAGGAAUGAUCAUGUUGCAGCCUGUCUCAGAAGCAGCAUUAUAUUAAGUCUCAUUGAUGAAAAAUUAAAAUGUAGAGAUCCUAGAGCUAAAGAAUUUGCUGCAAAAUGUCAGACAAUUCCUUUCCUCCCAUUCCUCACAAAACCAGCCGGCUUCUCAUUGCACUGGAAGGGUAGUGACUUUCAGCCUGAAACAAUGUUUUCAGCAACUGACCUUUUCACUGCUGAUCAUCAAGAUAUUGUUUGUCUUUUACAACCAGUUCUUAAUGAAAAUUCCCAUUCCUUUAAAGGUUGUGGAGCUAUAUCAUUAGCUGUCAAAGAUUUCUUGGGUUUGCUUAAGAAACCAACCGUUAACAUGGUCAUAAAUCAGUUGCAAGAAAUUGCGAAGUCAUUUGAUGGAAUUACAUUGUAUCAGGAGAAUAUCACCAAUGCUUGUUACAAAUACCUCCAUGAAGCAAUGCUACAAAAUGAAACAACAAAAGCAGUGAUCAUUGAAAAGUUGAAAAAUUUUAGUUUCAUUCUUGUUGAGAGUGUGUAUGUUAACCCAACAAAAGUGUGUUUUCAUUUGAACUUUGAAGCAACACCGUAUCUUCAUCAAUUGCCUAAUAAAUAUAAAAAUAGUUUCCGUGAACUAUUUGAAAGUGUAGGUGUAAGACAUGCUUUUACAGUUGAAGAUUUUGCCUUAGUUCUUGAGUCUGUAAAUCAUGAGAGGGGAAACAAGCAGCUAACAGAAGAGAAUUUUCAGCUUUGUAGGAGAAUCAUUAGUGAAGGAAUAUGGAGUCUCAUUAGAGAGAAGAAGCAAGAAUUAUGUGAGAAAAAAUAUGGUGAGAUUUUGUUACCAGAUACGCAUCUAGCACUUUUACCUGCUAAAACUUUGUGUUACAAUGACUGUCCUUGGAUAAAAGUUAAAGAUACAACUGUAAAAUACUGUCAUGCUGAUAUCCCUAGAGAAGUUGCAGUGAAGCUUGGUGCAGUACCCAAGCGACAUAAAGCUUUAGAAAGAUAUGCCUCUAAUAUCUGUUUUACUACUCUUGGGACUGAGUUUGGACAAAAAGAAAAAUUGACAAGUAGAAUUAAAAGCAUUCUUAAUGCCUAUCCCUCUGAAAAAGAAAUGCUGAAAGAGCUCCUUCAGAAUGCAGAUGAUGCAAAAGCUACGGAAAUCUGUUUUGUGUUUGAUUCUAGACAACAUCCAGUUGAUAGAAUAUUUGAUGAGAAAUGGGCACCACUUCAAGGUCCAGCACUAUGUGUUUACAACAAUCAGCCUUUUACAGAGGAUGAUAUAAGAGGAAUUCAGAACCUUGGAAAAGGUACUAAAGAAGGAAAUCCAUGUAAAACUGGACAAUAUGGUAUAGGAUUCAACUCUGUGUAUCACAUUACUGACUGCCCUUCUUUCAUAUCUGGUAAUGAUAUACUCUGUAUCUUUGAUCCCCAUGCUAGAUAUGCACCAGGUGCAACUUCAGUAAGUCCUGGACGCAUGUUUAGAGAUUUAGAUGCAGAUUUCAGAACACAAUUCUCAGAUGUACUGGACCUUUAUUUAGGAAAUCACUUUAAAAUGGAUAAUUGCACAAUGUUUAGGUUUCCACUUCGAAAUGCAGAAAUGGCAAAUGUGUCAGAAAUUUCCCCAGUUCCAUGUUCAGAUAGAAUGGUCCAAAACCUCCUGGAUAAGCUGCGUACAGAUGGAGCAGAACUUCUAAUGUUUUUGAAUCACAUGGAAAAAAUUUCCAUUUGUGAAAUAGAAAAAACAACUGGAGCAUUGAAUGUGUUAUAUUCUGUAAAGGGCAAAAUCACUGAUGGAGACAGAUUGAAACGGAAGCAAUUCCAUGCAUCUGUAAUUGACAGCGUAACUAAAAAAAAGCAGUUAAGUGAAAUACCUGUGCAACAAAUUACUUACACUAUGGAUACUGAAGACUCUGAAGGGAACCUUACAUCUUGGUUAAUUUGCAACAGGUCAGGUUUUUCAGCUAUGGAAAAGGUAUCGAAGAGCGUUAUAUCAGCUCACAAGAAUGAAGACAUAACCCUUUUUCCACGUGGAGGAGUAGCUGCUUGCAUUACUCACAAUUACAAAAAACCACAUAGGGCAUUUUGUUUCUUACCCUUAUCGUUAGAAACCGGGUUACCUUUUCAUGUGAAUGGACAUUUUGCUCUAGAUUCUGCCAGAAGAAAUCUGUGGCGGGAUGAUAAUGGAGUUGGAGUAAGAAGUGACUGGAAUAAUAGCCUAAUGACAGCACUAAUAGCACCAGCCUAUGUUGAACUACUGAUUCAGCUGAAAAAACGUUACUUUCCAGGCACUGAUCCUACAGUAUCAGUACUGCAAAACACACCUGUUCAUGUUGUGAAAGACACUUUAAAAAAGUUUUUGUCUUUCUUCCCAGUUAACAGACUUGAUCUGCAGCCAGAUUGGUAUUGCUUAGUGAAAGCAGUUUACAGCUGCAUUCAUGAAGAUUUGAAACGCCUUUUACCUGUUGUGCGGGCUCCAAAUAUUGAUGGUUCUGAUUUACAUUCUGCAGUGAUCAUUAUUUGGGUUAACAUGUCUACCUCGAACAAAGGUAGGCCAUUCUUUGACAAUUUGCUACAAGAUGAGUUGCACCACCUCAAAAAUGUAGAGUACAUCACAACACGUAAGACGGUGGCAGAAAAUGUUUAUAGACUCAAACACCUACUUUUAGAAAUUGGAUUCAAUUUGGUAUAUAACUGUGAUGAAACUGCAAAUCUUUACCAUUGUCUUGUAGAUGCAGAUAUUCCUGUCAGCUAUGUGACUCCUACUGAUGUCCGACUUUUUUUGAUGACCUUUUCUUCUCCAGACUCCAAUUGCCACAUUGGAAAAUUGCCUUGUCGUCUUCAACAGACAAAUCUGAAACUCUUUCACAGUCUAAAACUUCUGGUUGACUAUUGCUUUAAGGAUGCUGAAGAAAAUGAAGUCCAAAUUGAGGGAUUGCCACUACUUAUUACACUUGACAAUGUCUUGCAAGUUUUUGAUUCAAAGCGGCCAAAGUUCUUAACAACAUAUCAUGAACUGAUUCCAUCUCGCAAGGAUCUGUUUAUGAACACUCUAUAUUUGCGAUACAGUAAUAUUUUACUUAGCUGUGAUGUAGCAAAAGCUUUCGAUAUCACAAGUUUUGCUGAUUUGUUAUCAUCCAUGUUGCCUAGAGAAUAUAAAACCAGAAGUUGUGUGCGAUGGAAAGAAAAUUUUGCAAGUGAAUCUUGGCUUAAAAAUGCAUGGCAUUUUAUCAGUGAAUCUGUAAAUGUUAAGGAAGACCAAGAAGAUAUGAAACCAAAAUUUGAUGAUGUUGUUGAUACUUUGAAAGAUUGGGCUUUGCUUCCAGGUACAAAGUUUACUGUCUCAGUCAAUCAGCUUGUAGUGCCAGAGUGUGAUGUCUUGUUGCCUCUCAGCUUAAUGCAUAUAGCUUUUUUCCCAAAUGCUCAGAGUGAUAAAGUUUUCCAUGCUUUAAUGAAAACUGGUUGUAUUCAGCUUGCUUUGAACAAAAUAUGCUCCAAAGAUAAUGUUUUAGUGUCUCUGUUGUCAGGAUAUACAGCAAAUAUAGAUAAUCCAUCAAGCAUUCUGAAAGCCAUACAUUAUAUGGUCCAGACCUCAACAUUUAAGACUGAAAAAUUAGCAGAAAGUGAUUUUGAGGCCCUCCUAAUGUACUUCAGUUGCCAUUUAAGUAAUUUGAUGUCACAGGAUGACAUCAAAAUUUUAAAGUCUCUCCCAUGCUAUAAAUCCAUUAGUGGUCGAUACAUCAGUAUUUCAAAAUGUGGAACAUGUUACGUACUCACAAAAAGUAUUCCUUCAGUUGAAGUGGAUAGGUGGACACAGUCAACUUCAUCUGCCUUUCUUGAAGAAAAAAUUAACUUGAAAGACUUGUAUACUGUGCUUGGUUGUGUCCCUGUAGAUGAUCUUGAAGUGUAUUUGAAGCAUCUUUUACCAAAGGUUGAAAGUCUGUCUUAUGAUGCAAAGAUAGAACACCUGAUCUACUUAAAGAACAGACUCUCUGGCAUUGAGGAAUUUUCAGAAAUAAAGGAACAGCUGUUUGAAAAGCUGGAAAGCUUUUUGAUAAUUCACGAUGCAAGCAAUAGACUAAAACCUGCAAAACAUUUUUAUGACAGAACUGUAAAAGUCUUUGAAGUUAUGCUUCCUGAAAAAUUGUUCAUACCUCAAGAUUUCUUUAAGAGACUGGAACAACUCACAAAACCGAAGAAUCAAGGGGCAUUCCUUACAUCAUGGGUAACAUUCCUGCGGAAUAUAGGACUAAAAUACAUUAUUUCCCAGCAACAGUUACUACAGUUUGCUAAGGAGAUCAGUAUGAGAGCUAACACAGAAAGCUGGUCUAAGGAAACACUGCAAAGUACAGUUGAUGUCCUCCUUCAUCACAUAUUCCAAGAAAGAACUGAUUUAUUAUUGGGAAACUUUCUAAAAGAAUUAUCUUUAAUUCCUUUUUUGUGCCCCGAGCGUGCUCCUGCUGAAAUUGUCAGAUUUCAUCCUCAGUAUCAAGAGGUUAAUGGAACACUCCCUCUUAUAAGGUUCAGUGGAGCACAAGUAAACCCUAAAUUCAAACAGACGGAUGUGUUACAAUUGCUGUGGACUUCGUGUCCUAUUCUUCCUGAAAAAGCAACACCUUUAAGUAUCAAGGAACAGGAAGGAAGCAGUCUUGGUCCACAAGAACAGCUUGAGCAGGUUUUAACUAUGCUUAAUGUUAACUUGGAUCCUCCUCUGGACAAAGUUAUCAAUAACUGCAGAAAUAUAUGCAAUAUAACAACUUUAGAUGAGGACAUGGUGAAAACUAGAGCUAAGGUACUAAGGAGUAUCUAUGAAUUUCUCAGUACAGAGAAAAGGGAAUUCCGCUUUCAGCUUCGAGGGGUUGCUUUUGUGAUGGUGGAAGAAGGUUGGAAGCUCCUGAAGCCUGAGGAGGUAGUAAUAAAUCUUGAGUAUGAAUCUGAUUUUAAACCUUACCUUUACAAACUUCCUUUAGAACUUGGCACCUUCCACCAGUUAUUUAAACACUUAGGUACUGAAGAUGUUAUUUCAACAAAGCAGUAUGUUGAGGUUCUAAGUCGCAUAUUCAAGAACUCUGAAGGAAAACAAUUGGAUCCUAAUGAAAUGCGCACAGUUAAAAGAGUUGUUUCUGGUCUGUUUAAAAGUCUGCAAAAUGAUUCUGUUAAGGUUAGAAAUGACCUUGAGAAUGUGAGAGAUCUGGCCCUUUACCUUCCCAGUCAAGAUGGCAGAUUGGUAAAAUCAAGUAUCUUAGUUUUUGAUGAUGCGCCACAUUACAAAAGUAGAAUACAGGGUAACAUUGGUGUGCAGAUGCUUGUUGAUCUUAGCCAGUGUUAUUUAGGAAAAGAUCAUGGUUUUCACACUAAGCUGAUAAUGCUGUUUCCUCAGAAACUGAGGCCUCGCCUACUUAGCAGUAUUCUUGAAGAACUGUUAGAUGAAGAGUCUCCCAAAACAUGUCAGUUUGGAGCAUUAUGUUCUCUACAGGGACGGUUGCAGUUACUAUUAUCUUCUGAACAGUUUAUCACAGGACUCAUUAGAAUUAUGAAGCAUGAAAAUGACAAUGCUUUCCUAGCCAAUGAAGAAAAGGCCAUAAGACUGUGCAAAACCUUGCGAGAAGGCUUGAAAGUUUCCUGUUUUGAGAAGUUGCAAACAACAUUAAGGGUUAAAGGUUUUACUCCUAUUCCCCACAGUAAAAGUGAAACAUUCGCUUUUUUAAAGAGAUUUGGGAAUGCAGUAAUACUGCUUUAUAUACAGCACUCUGACAGCAAAGACAUAAAUUUUCUCUUAGCAUUAGCAAUGACCCUGAAAUCUGCAACUGACAAUCUAAUUUCUGAUACCUCAUAUUUAAUUGCCAUGUUGGGUUGCAAUGAUAUUUACAGAAUUAGCGAGAAGCUUGACAGUUUAGGAGUGAAGUAUGACUCCUCAGAACCAUCAAAACUUGAAUUACCUAUGCCUGGAACUCCUAUACCAGCUGAAAUUCAUUACACUCUCCUUAUGGAUCCAAUGAAUGUGUUUUAUCCAGGUGAAUAUGUUGGUUACCUUGUUGAUGCUGAAGGUGGUGAUAUAUAUGGAUCAUACCAACCAACAUAUACAUAUGCAAUCAUUGUACAAGAAGUAGAAAGGGAAGAUGGUGAAAAUUCCAGUUUUCUAGGUAAGAUUUAUCAGAUCGAUAUUGGAUAUAGUGAGUAUAAAAUAGUGAGCUCUCUUGAUUUAUACAAGUUUUCAAGACCUGAUGAAAGUUCUCAGAGUAGGGACAGUGCACCAUCUACCCCAACUAGUCCUACAGAAUUUCCAGCACAUGGACCUAGGACAGUUCCUCCUCUUUUCUCUGGUAGAGAGAGCCACAAAACAACAUCUUCAAAACAUCACUCUCCCAAAAAGAUUAAGCUGAAUUCUUUGCCAGAAAUAUUAAGAGAAGUGACAUCAGUGAUUGAACAGGCUUGGAAACUUCCAGAAUCUGAAAGGAAAAAGAUUAUUAGAAGGCUAUAUCUUAAGUGGCAUCCAGAUAAAAAUUCAGAGAAUCUUGAUAUAGCCAAUGAAGUUUUCAAACAUUUACAGAAUGAGAUUAACAGACUAGAAAAACAGGCCUUUAUAGAUCAAAAUACAGACAGAGCAUCAAGACGAACAUUUUCAUCUUCAGCAUCUCGAUUUCAGUCAGAUAAAUUUUCAUUUCAAAGAUUUUAUACUUCGUGGAAUCAAGAAGCAACGAGCCAUAAAUCUGAAAGGCAACAGUAUAAAGAAAAGUGUCCAUCUUCUACAGGGCCAUCUUACUCUGCACGUUUCUUUGUACCACCCACAUUCAAGUCUGUUGGUAAUCCUGUGGAAGCACGUAGAUGGCUUAGGCAAGCUCGAGCAAACUUUUCAGCUGCAAGAAAUGACCUUCAUAAAAAUGCUAAUGAAUGGGUGUGCUUCAAAUGCUAUCUCUCCACAAAGUUAGCCUUGAUUGCAGCUGACUAUGCCGUAAGGGGUAAAUCAGAUAAAGAUGUAAAACCAACUGCACUUGCACAAAAAAUAGAGGAAUAUAGUCAACAACUUGAAGGACUUACAAAUGAUGUUCACACACUGGAAGCUUAUGGAGUAGAUAGCUUAAAAACUCGAUACCCUGAUUUGCUUCCCUUUCCACAGAUUCCAAAUGACAGGUUCACUUCUGAAGUUGCCAUGAGAGUGAUGGAGUGUGCUGCUUGUAUCAUAAUAAAACUUGAAAACUUUAUACAACAAAAAGUGUGAGAGAUUUGAAAGUUAGAAAAUUGUACUCUCAAGAACUAGAUAUUUAAUGUGAUGGGAUACAAAUGUAAUUUACAUGUACAGAUUACUGUAUUUCUGAGAGGUUACACUUAUCAAACAGCUUAGAAAUACAGUGUGCAUAAUUGGAUGGUACUGAAGUAUUUAGAAUUGAAAUUAAUGUAAGAAAACUUUUUUAUUGAGUCUACUGUAUAAGCAAACUGUAAAACGUGAAUAUUUAAAAAUUUGCAGGGAGAUUGUGCUGCAAAAAGUAGCUGUCUGUACAGUACAUUGAUUAAAAUUGAACUGCACUUUAUGUAACCAAAGCUUAGUGGUAUGUUAGAUAAAGCUUGUAUAUAAACUUAGAUUUUAUUUCAUUUAAUAUUAUGCUUCUAAAAACGUGGUGUCACCUUUUGAAUAUACUCAUCAGACUGGACAAAUUACUAAAUGAAAAUCAUAAAAUAACUUUGGAGAGGAGUCACUCCAGAGCAUUUCUUUAUUCUUUAUCUUCCAUGGAUAUUGAUGUUUCUCAUAGUAGUAUUCUUAUCAGCUGGAUCUGAUUAUCAGUUUGCUGCAGUAUUACAUCCUGAACAUUUAAAGGAUAAUACAGUACUUUUGAAGUGGUACAGUAUUUUAAUCCUGAUUAAUAUUACUUAACUUAACAUACAACAUCAUGUAGUGCAUUGAAUGCAUUUACUUAAUUGUAAUAUAGUUAGGUAUUUAAUUUACAUUUUCUGUUUAAAAGCCUGUGAUUGUUUAUUUAAUGAAAACUGCAUGUUGAUAGCCUAGGAUAGGUGACCAUUAAUGUACAGAGUUUUAUGAAGGGAUUUUGAAAACUAUACACCAAAACUAGUUUCUCAAAUGUCUGAAUGCUUGAGUUUCAUAUUUCUGUAUAUAUAUGUAUGUAUAUUUUCCACAAACAAACAUUGGAAAUAUAGUACAACUUGGGAAUCCAUUAUUUGGUAUAUAGCAGGCAAUAUCUUUUGUUACAUGUCAGAAGGUGCUGCAAUGUAAUGUUCUUUUUACUUUGUCUUUCACUAUGGCACCAGAGAUGUUUGAUUUUUAGUUCACUUUCUUUUAUAAAUUGUAAUACUUCUGGUAAUGUCAUGUAAUGUACUCAACGUUAGCUAUUUGUAAGGAAUUAUGGGAACUUGUAAAUAGGAUUUUUGUUUGUUUGUUUUUUGUUCCAAAUCUACCACAUUAAACAUAAAUAUUCAUCAUUUCCCAAUGACACAAGUGUCAUAACUGUUUACUUGCUACCACAGUGAAACUGUAAUUUCACUUACAGAAUGUAAAGGCAAACAGAUAAUAACAUGAUGUUACAGGGGUGCUGUGCAUGCAGCAGCAUUGUAAUCCAAAAGAGGAAAUCUGACAAAGGCUUUUUCAGUUUCAUGCACAUAAAUAAGGGCUUGUUAUGUUCAGAAAUCUCACAAGUAAUUAUUGGUAAUAGGAAGAAAUUACACUGUUUGGAAAACUGUAUUGCUUCUGGUUGUGAAACCUUGUGGUUAUUUCUGCUGUUAUAUUAAGUGCCAUAACUUUAAUAAAGAAAAAUGCAAACACAUACUUCAA
This is a messenger RNA of Caretta caretta (loggerhead turtle), 16191 nucleotides long. It is a transcript of the gene SACS, whose product is annotated as sacsin molecular chaperone. The record is from RefSeq and is a predicted model, not a curated record. Gene Ontology annotation, molecular function: Hsp70 protein binding. NCBI's taxonomy places the organism in Eukaryota, Metazoa, Chordata, Testudines, Cheloniidae.